Perca fluviatilis (European perch) is the source of this 1616-nucleotide messenger RNA. RefSeq names its product proteasomal ubiquitin receptor ADRM1-like. Gene Ontology annotation, biological process: ubiquitin-dependent protein catabolic process. NCBI's taxonomy places the organism in Eukaryota, Metazoa, Chordata, Actinopteri, Perciformes, Percidae. Gene Ontology annotation, molecular function: endopeptidase activator activity; ubiquitin binding; proteasome binding. Gene Ontology annotation, cellular component: nucleus; proteasome regulatory particle, lid subcomplex; cytoplasm. The transcript has 10 exons. Bases 123 to 1367 code for a protein of 414 amino acids. The record is from RefSeq and is a predicted model, not a curated record.
CGGUUGGACCAAUCACAGUGAAACACCGGCGCCAGCUAGCCAAUCACGAGCAUCUUCAGCGCGUUUGCCUGUCCUCUGGCUGAGCGGUAUUUCAGUGAGUACAUCAGCCUGUCCUCUUCAUCAUGGCUUCUGGAGCUUUGUUCCCCAGCAUGGUGUCUGGGUCCCGCGGCUCCUCCAGCAAGUACCUGGUGGAGUUUCGGGCCGGUAAGAUGACCAUGAAGGGCAGCACGGUGACCCCUGACAAGCGCAAAGGCCAGGUUUACAUACAGCAGACCGACGACUCGCUCAUCCACCUCUGCUGGAAGGAUCGGACCACCGGGAACGUGGAUGAUGACCUGAUCAUCUUCCCUGAUGACUGUGAGUUCAAACGGGUGAACCAGUGCACCACCGGACGAGUCUAUGUGCUGAAGUUCAAAGCUGGCUCCAAAAGACUCUUCUUCUGGAUGCAGGAGCCAAAGAGUGACAAGGAUGAGGAGCACUGCCGUAAAGUGAACGAAUAUCUCAACAACCCUCCCAUGCCCGGUGCUCUGGGUAGUGGCGGCAGCGGAGGUCACGAUCUGUCUGCUCUGGGGGGAGAGGGUGGUCUGCAGAGCCUUCUGGGUAACAUGAGCCACAACCAGCUCAUGCAGCUCAUUGGACCAACUGGACUGGGGGGGAUCGGUGGUCUCGGGGCACUUGCUGGCCCAGGAUUGGCCAACCUCCUGGGAAGCAGCAGCAGCAGCAGCAGCAGUGUUCCUGCAGCCAGUAAUUCCUCCACAAGUCCGUCCACAGCUGUCACCCCCACCUCCACCUCUGCUGCCAGUCGUCUCGGCUCCACCCAGGUGCCCACCACCCCCAUCACUCCCUCCGCCACCACAGUGGCCUCGCCCACAGCCACCACCCCCUCCACCCCUGCUGUGUCCUCUGUAGCAGCGGGGGCAGCCAACCCCACACAGCCCAUCCAGCUGAGAGACCUGCAGAGCAUCCUGGCCACCAUGAAUGUGCCCGGCAGCGGACAGGGAGUGGACCUCGCCAGCGUCCUGACACCUGAGAUCAUGGCUCCCAUCCUUGUCAACCCUGAGGUGCAGCAGAGGUUGAUGCCUUAUCUGCCGUCUGGAGAGUCCCUGCCUCAGAGCACAGAGGAGCUCAACAACACGCUCAGCUCGCCUCAGUUUCAGCAGGCAAUGAGCAUGUUCAGCAGUGCCCUGGCGUCCGGGCAGUUAGGGCCUCUGAUGAACCAGUUUGGUUUGCCUGCGGAAGCUGUGGAUGCAGCUAACAAAGGAGAUGUUGAGGCUUUUGCCAAAGCCAUGGAGACUGAGACAAAGUCGGACGAGGAUGGAGACUCCAAAGACAAGAAAGACGACGAUGAAGACAUGAGUCUGGACUAAGAACUCUUAAAGUUUAUUAUUUAAGUUAUUUAUUUAGCUGCUUUGUAACUGUUAAACAUUAAGGUUAAAGAUUAUGGUUAAUAUAGUAGAAACUGUCACUAAGACUCCUCUCCCUCGCUGAUUGUGCCAUGUUCAUCCUCCAACAGUGUGUUGAAUUAAAAUAAACUGAACAUGUAUUUUACCUGCAUGAGAGCUAGUCUGAGCUGUCCGAACACAAUGGAACAUUAAAACGAUGAGAAACACGCUCUA